Molecule: messenger RNA, 498 nt
Organism: Haemonchus placei
Lineage: Eukaryota; Metazoa; Nematoda; Chromadorea; Rhabditida; Trichostrongylidae
Source: the annotation of a GenBank genome assembly
AUGCUCUCAACAGAAAGUUACAUUAUGGGAAAUAGUCAAUCGUAUGAUGUAACAAAUGUACAUCGUAAUGAUAAACGACACGAACAGGAGACAACUGGCACGGUGAAACCGCUAAGUGACGGUAUGCCACCAACAUUGAGUGCAGAUGAGCGUGAAAAGCAAGAGAACACUUCACCAAACGAAAGCUCUCCGACAGACACGAUGCAUAGUGAAAUCGAAGAACAAAUUGAGAGGAAGUCGGAGCAUGUGGAGCACGUGGGACCACCAAUGCAACCAGUAGAGGAGGAACACACACAGCUCGAAGAGCAAUCGCUCUCAGAGCCUACGGAGCGCUUGACUGCAGAAUCAUCUGGGCACUCGGUUACAGAUGAAGCCGUAAAGGAAGUUGUACAGGAAAUGAGCGAAGUUACCAUAGAGACUCUUGAACGUGAUAUACCACCGGAAAGCAUGCCACUUGAAGCCGUGCCAAGCCAAUGCUCAUAUAACAAGCUCAAGUGA